Messenger RNA from Phycomyces blakesleeanus NRRL 1555(-), 834 nucleotides. RefSeq lists its product as hypothetical. NCBI's taxonomy places the organism in Eukaryota, Fungi, Mucoromycota, Mucoromycetes, Mucorales, Phycomycetaceae. The annotation marks the transcript as partial. The transcript has a single exon. The record is from RefSeq and is a predicted model, not a curated record.
GACCCCCUCAUGGGUGACCAUUUCACAUUAUUUUGGGAGCCCGAUAUGCUGGUUGAGCUUGGUAGUGCGUUCAAGAUCUUCGCCACGGAAGCAGUGACCUUUUCUAUCCAACAAGCCUUGGGCCACACCGUACUUGGUGCUUUGAUGGCUGGCUUGACUUUCCCUCUUGCUCUCACAAAAUUAGGUUACCUUGUAGACAAUCCUUGGACUAACGGACUCGAUCGCGCUCGUCUUGCAGGCCUUGUGCUGGCUGACUGUUUGAUGAACCGAAAUUUGGGUUCACGACCAAUCACUCUUGUAGGAUAUUCACUUGGAGCCCGCAUGAUCUUUUACUGUUUGUUGGAACUAGCGAGAAUGAAUUGUUAUGGUCUCGUUGAAAAUGUCGCACUUUUUGGCACCCCUGUGAGUGCCUCUAAGUCCCAAUGGAAUGAGUGUACUACUGUGGUUGCAGGAAAAUUUGUCAAUGGCUAUGCCACCAAUGACUGGUUACUCGGAUUCUUGUUCAGAGCUUCAACAGCAGGAAUCGGAAAUGUAGCCGGCUUAGGACCUUUGGAUAACAUUGAAUGCGACCGCGUUCAAAACCUUGAUUGCACUGAUCUCAUAAAGGGUCAUCUCAGCUAUCGUUUGACGAUGCCCAAGCUUUUGAAACGAGCUGGAUUUGUAGUAACUUCCGAAGAAUUACCAGAAUCCAAAGAAAAAGAAAAGGAGACAUCAAGUAUCCUGAGCUUUCCAUCUUUCGGAAGAAAUUCACCCUCAUCACAAGGAGAGGUAAGCCUUUUUUUUUUAAAAAAAAAGAAACCAUUAAUAAAAAAAAACUUGUCUAUGUCUACAUAA